Molecule: messenger RNA, 1522 nt
Organism: Arabidopsis thaliana (thale cress)
Lineage: Eukaryota; Viridiplantae; Streptophyta; Magnoliopsida; Brassicales; Brassicaceae
Gene: CYP71B8
Product: cytochrome P450, family 71, subfamily B, polypeptide 8
Exons: 2
Coding region: 194-1522 (442 amino acids)
Cellular component (GO): membrane
Molecular function (GO): oxidoreductase activity, acting on paired donors, with incorporation or reduction of molecular oxygen; iron ion binding; heme binding
Source: RefSeq, marked reviewed
AUGAUAAAGUCUAUCUUACUAUGUUUCUUCUUCCUUUUCCCUCUCCUUUUAACCCUCUUUAAGAAGCUUUUACCUUCGAAAUGGAAGCUUCCUCCCGGACCUACAGGUCUUCCGAUCAUCGGAAACUUGCACCAAGCUUGGAAGAUUGCUUCAUAGUUCUUUUCACAAGCUCUCUUUAGAACAUGGACCAGUGAUGCUUCUCCGUUUCGGGGUCGUCCCGAUGGUUGUUAUCUCUUCCAAGGAAGCAGCUAAACAAGUUCUAAAGUCUCGCGAUCUAGAGACAUGCUCCCGACCUAAGCUGGUUGCGAACGGGUUGUUUACUCGCAACUUCAAAGACAUUGCUUUCGCUCAGUAUGGUGAGGACUGGCGAGAGAUGAAAAAGCUCGUGGGGCUUGAGCUCUUCAAUCCAAAGAAGCACAAAUUUUUCAGGUAUAUCAGAGAGGAAGAGGGUGACUUGCUGGUCAAGAAACUAUCCAAAUCUUCUCAAACACAAACUUUAGUGGAUUUGAGAAAAGCCUUUUUCUCCUUCACCGCGGGUAUCAUAUUUAGAGUCUCCUUUGGACAGAACUUCCGCGAGUGCGAUUUCAUCGAUAUGGACAGACUUGAAGAGUUGGUGCAAGAGUCAGAGACCAACGUAUUCAGCUUCGCAUUCACUGACUUCUUCCCAACGGGUCUCGGUUGGCUUGUAGACCGGAUCUCCGGUCAACAUUCGAGGAUCGAGAAAGCCUUUUCAAAACUCACCAAGUUCUUUCAACAUGUAAUCGAUGAGGAGUUGAAGAUUGGACAAUCCCAAGAUCACUCAAACCUCGUCAGUUCCAUGUUGGAUAUGAUCAAUAGAUCCACUGAAUACGGUUCUUUCAAGAUCACUUCUGAUCAUCUCAUAGCAAUGAUGACGGACAUAGUUUUGGGGGGAGUGAACGCAGGAACAAUCACAAUGAUAUGGACGAUGACAGAGCUAACCAGACAUCCAAGAGUGAUGAAGAAACUCCGAGAAGAGAUUCGAGCAACACUUGGACCCAACAAAGAGAGAAUCACAGAAGAAGAUCUAGAGAAAGUUGAGUACUUGAAGUUGGUGAUCAAAGAAACUUUCAGAUUACAUCCACCAGGUCCUUUCUUGCUCCCAAGACAAGUAAUGUCCGACAUAGAGAUUCAAGGCUACCACAUUCCCAAGAACGCACAUAUCAAGAUCAGCACUUACGCCAUAGGACGUGAUCCCAAAUGUUGGACUAAUCCUGAAGAAUUCAAUCCUGAGAGGUUUGCAAAUACCUCAAUCAACUACAAAGGUCAGCAUUACGAGCUUUUACCCUUUGGAGCCGGUCGUAGGAGCUGUCCUGGUAUGACUUUGGGAAUCACCAUUCUUGAGCUAGGCCUUCUUAACAUUCUUUACUACUUCGAUUGGAGUUUACCCAAUGGAAUGACCAUUAAAGACAUUGACAUGGAAGAAGAUGGAGCUUUGACCAUCGCCAAGAAAGUCCCUCUUGAGCUCAUACCUACGCUCCCAGCAUCACUAUGCAUUAAAUAA